Epinephelus lanceolatus (giant grouper) is the source of this 2008-nucleotide messenger RNA. RefSeq names its product Golgi pH regulator (gene gphra). The record is from RefSeq and is a predicted model, not a curated record. Lineage: Eukaryota; Metazoa; Chordata; Actinopteri; Perciformes; Serranidae. Gene Ontology annotation, biological process: intracellular pH reduction. Gene Ontology annotation, molecular function: voltage-gated monoatomic anion channel activity. Gene Ontology annotation, cellular component: Golgi cisterna membrane.
CAUGGCCAACCGUUGCAACUUGACAGCUGAACAACAAAUGCUCCUAAAAUGAGCUCAAUAGCAACAUAGCGAACAUUUCAUACAGGUCAAGACUGAUAGUUUCUGUCAUAUCAACAUGAAUUAAAGCAGUCCUCGGCCCUGCUACACCUUUACGGUCAGUUUCUGUCGCGGAGUAAAGGCUGAUUUACAAACAUCAUCAUGUCGUUUCUGGUGGACUCAGUCAUCAUGUUCACCUCACAGGUGCUGUUCUUUGGAUUUGGCUGGUUAUUCUUCAUGCGGCAGCUGUUUAAAGAUUAUGAGGUGCGACAGUACGUUGUCCAGGUGGUUUUCUCUGUCACUUUUGCUUUUUCAUGUACCAUGUUCGAGCUCAUCAUCUUUGAGAUUCUGGGUGCCUUAAGUAGCAGCUCCAGGUAUUUUCACUGGAAGCUGAAUCUCUAUGUGAUACUGCUGGUCCUAAUCUUUGUGGUGCCUUUCUACAUCGGUUAUUUCGUUGUCAGCAACAUACGCCUGUUGCAGAGACAGAAGCUUCUGUUCGCUUGCAUGGUGUGGUUUACCUUCAUGUAUUUCUUCUGGAAGUUGGGAGACCCAUUCCCCAUCCUGAGUCCAAAACAUGGGAUCCUGUCCAUUGAGCAGCUAAUCAGUCGAGUUGGUGUGAUCGGAGUCACCCUCAUGGCUCUGUUGUCAGGGUUUGGUGCGGUUAACUGUCCCUACACAUACAUGUCCUAUUUCCUCAGAAAUGUAACAGACAGUGACAUCCUUGCUCUGGAGAGGCGGCUGCUCCAGACGAUGGACAUGAUUGUCAGCAAAAAGAAACGGAUUGCCAUGACGAGGAGGCAGAUGUACCAGCGAGGGGAAGACCAGAACAAGCAGACAGGAUUCUGGGGCAUGAUCAAGAGUGUUACCGCCACACAAACAGGCAGCGAAAACCUGUCUUUGAUCCAGCAAGAGGUUGACGCUCUAGAGGAGCUGAGUCGGCAGCUUUUUCUUGAGACUGUGGACCUGCAAGCCACCAAGGAGCGAAUUGAGUACUCAAAGACAUUCCAGGGGAAAUAUUUCAACUUCCUCGGCUACUUCUUUUCCAUCUACUGUGUUUGGAAAAUCUUCAUGGCUACAAUAAACAUUGUGUUCGAUCGAGUUGGAAAGACGGAUCCAGUGACGAGGGGUAUUGAAAUCACAGUGAACUACUUGGGCAUCCAGUUUGAUGUGAAGUUUUGGUCCCAACACAUCUCUUUCAUCCUGGUGGGAAUAAUAAUCGUCACAUCUAUCCGUGGCUUACUCAUCACCCUCACCAAGUUCUUUUAUGCGAUAUCAAGCAGCAAGUCCUCCAAUGUCAUUGUGCUCGUCCUUGCUCAGAUCAUGGGGAUGUAUUUUGUGUCGUCUGUACUGCUAAUGCGUAUGAGCAUGCCACUGGAGUAUCGCUCCAUCGUGACAGAGGUUCUGGGAGAGCUGCAGUUCAACUUCUACCACCGCUGGUUUGAUGUCAUCUUCCUGGUCAGCGCCUUGUCCAGCAUCCUCUUCCUUUACCUCGCCCACAAGCAGGCACCAGAGAAACACAUGACCCUCUGAUCUCCUGCAUCUGUUCUCACUUGGAGGGCUUUGAAUCUGGGAUUUAGGGAUGUCCAGAAAUCAGGGUAUUUUUUAUAUGGGACAUAAUUAUCUGGACUGUCUGUUCCUGAAUCAGGAAUGGCUGUUGGACUCAAGUGAUGGGGGCAUUGGAGCACAUUAGGAAACAACUUUGAAGGUGGACUUUGUUGAAGUAUGCACAGAAAAAACUUUACUAUUGGGAAUUUAAUUUCACCUGCAAAUGCAGACACUUGGUUUUUCUCUUAAAUUCUUUUUAUUCUGGCCAAAAUGAUCUUUUUCUUUUUGUCUGAAGACACUGGAGCUGUACUGGUCAUGGCACAUCCCUGCUUUACUCUUACACCUGUCAAUCAUGUACAUCCUGAAGCAAAAUAUAUCAUUUAACUGGGAACAAAAACAAAUACCCAUAAAGGAAACUUAGUUCAGA